GAACUGGCAAGGAAAAAGUCACCUUGGUUGCUCUCGUUCGUCUGCGAAAGUUUGGUUUUCGUUCAAGUUAGAGGUCACGUUCUCGUAUCUUAAAAAGUCAACUGUCAAAAGCACCGGUAUCUUUUUGCCGAUAAAAAAAACGUGGCUACAUAAUUUGCUUCAAUAAGACAAUUUAAAACAUAACAUGGCUCUAAAUAAACUCGCUAUUGAUGCUUUGGACCUUAAGGAUAAACGUGUAUUGAUGCGUGUGGACUUCAAUGUUCCCAUAAAAGAUGGUGCUAUCACUAAUAACCAGAGGAUAGUUGCUGCUUUAGAUUCAGUGAAAUAUGCCCUAGAUAAAGGAGCGAAAUCUGUUGUACUCAUGAGCCAUCUUGGACGUCCUGAUGGGCAGAGAGUUGAAAAACAUUCCUUAAAGAUUGUUGCUGAGGAAUUGAAGAAAUUAUUGAAUAAAGAUAUAUUAUUUCUCUCUGAUUGUGUGGGCCCGGAGGUUGAAGAAAAAUGUGCCAAUCCACCUAGUGGGACCAUCAUUUUAUUAGAAAAUCUCCGUUUCCAUGUAGAAGAGGAAGGUAAAGGUGUAGAUGCCAGUGGUGCUAAGGUCAAAGCCAAACCAGAAGAUGUUGAGAAAUUUCGUGCAUCUUUGACUAAAUUAGGUGAUGUGUAUAUAAAUGAUGCAUUUGGAACUGCUCAUCGAGCUCAUAGCUCCAUGGUAGGAGUUAAUUUACCUCAAAGGGCCUCUGGCUUUUUAAUGAAAAAGGAACUGGAGUAUUUUGCCAAAGCUCUUGAUAAUCCUGUUCGACCUUUCUUAGCUAUUUUAGGAGGUGCGAAAGUUGCAGAUAAAAUACAGCUGAUUGAAAAUUUGCUGGACAAAGUUAACGAAAUGAUUAUUGGGGGUGGAAUGGCUUUCACAUUUUUGAAAACAUUAAACAACAUGGAGAUUGGAACUUCCCUGUAUGAUGAAGCAGGUUCAAAAAUUGUUGCAGGUUUAAUGGAGAAAGCAAAGAAAAAUGGAGUGCAAAUACAUUUGCCUGUAGACUUUGUCACUGCUGAUAAGUUUGCUGAAGAUGCAACUCCAGGAACAGCAACUGUAGAAACUGGUAUUCCAAAAGACCAAAUGGGUCUAGAUUGUGGACCUAAGAGCACUGUAAUUUUCACAGAAUCUAUUGGCAGAGCUAAAACCAUUGUUUGGAAUGGCCCAGUUGGUGUAUUUGAAUUUGCAAAUUUUGCUAAUGGGACCAAAGCAGUGAUGGAUAAAGUUGUUGAAGUUACUAAAUCUGGUGUUACAACAAUUAUUGGUGGUGGUGACACUGCAACCUGUUGUGCAAAAUGGCAGACUGAAGACAAAGUGAGUCAUGUCAGUACUGGAGGUGGUGCUAGCUUAGAACUUUUGGAAGGUAAAAAAUUACCUGGAGUUGCAGCUUUAUCAGAUGCAUGAAAUGGCCCUCAUUCCUAGAAGUUAUUGAUUCUCAUUGUCUAAGUCAUCUACAAU
Parasteatoda tepidariorum (common house spider) is the source of this 1486-nucleotide messenger RNA. The record is from RefSeq and is a predicted model, not a curated record. NCBI's taxonomy places the organism in Eukaryota, Metazoa, Arthropoda, Arachnida, Araneae, Theridiidae.